This is a messenger RNA of Pecten maximus, 1067 nucleotides long. RefSeq names its product 50S ribosomal protein L1-like. The transcript has 9 exons. The record is from RefSeq and is a predicted model, not a curated record. The coding region runs from base 19 to 999 and encodes 326 amino acids. NCBI's taxonomy places the organism in Eukaryota, Metazoa, Mollusca, Bivalvia, Pectinida, Pectinidae.
AAACAUCUAAUUUCCAAUAUGGCAGCGCCUAUGCGUAAACAUGGGACAGCAAUACAAAGACUAUACGUAGCUUUGACUCAAGCCUGGACUCUGGAGAGUAGGGCCACGGCAGGGGUCUUCCACAGCCAGACUAGAAAUGCUAGCACAAAAAAAGAAAAGACCAAGAAGAUCAGAAAAAGAGUAUUUAAUGUUCCUGAAAUGGAGUAUAUCAAAAGUCCACGAUUGAGCACACAUCUUGGGAUAGCGCCAACAGAUAAUGUUUGGUUCACAUCGGAUUACCCGGAGCCAUAUUUCACUUUUGAUGAGGCUGUUAACAGACACAAACUCAUGGCACAGCCCAGCAUUUAUGACUACUUGGAUAAUUAUGUGUUUGUUGAUAUGGUGCUCAGUAGCUGGACAAACCGUGAGGGUGUGUUUACAUCUAUGCUGAAGUCUGUGGUGGUCCCUCAUCCCUUUGAUCCACCUGUGAAAGCAAGGCUUGCAGUUUUGACGAAGCAAAAGGAGUGUGUACAGCAGGCUUUGGAGUAUGGAGCGACCUACGCUGGUGGGACAGAUCUUCUAGCCCAGAUCCAGUCUGAUCAAGUAUCAGUUUAUGAAUUGGAUCACAUCCUAGCAACACCAGAUAUGUCCAAACAGUUAAAAGCCUUGCGUCCUUUAUUUGGAGAAAUGUUCCCAAAUGAAAGAAAGGGUAGUUUGGGUGAGGACAUUCCUGCUAUGAUGACAAGAUUCCUCAGUGGAGUUGUGUUGAAAAUAACUCAAUCUAAAACUAAAGGACUGGCGAACAUCCGAUUUCCUAUAGGAAAACUAAAUAUGGCAAACACAGAGUUAUCUGACAAUUUGGAAGCAUUAAAGUUGGAAGUGUUUAAUGCUCGACCAUUAAAAGCAACAGGUAAAUAUGUACUGCAGUUGGAGUUAGAAGUGCCACCAUCACCAACAAAGUUGAAACUGGAGCCUGCAAAAUAUGACCUGACAGAACCAAUAAAGAAGAAAAAACACUGAGACCAGUCUACAAAAGCUGUUUGUUUGAUUAGUUAUAAUGUAUCGAAAUAAACACAAAGAUAUUCCAC